AUGAUCGACAUGAUUGCCGGUCCACUUAAGUGCAUUCCCGGAUCCAGCGCCGUCACGGAGCCCAUCAAGGCAGCGGCGAGAAGGGCGGGAGAUGCCCUGGCGAACCUUAUUCCCGGCCUGGGCCUCAAGUGGCUCUUCAAGGCCCUGACGCUGCUACAGCCCCAGAAGCUGUUUUGCGAGGAUGUCUGGAGGACGCCGAAUGGCCACAGUGGUGAGAGGUCCUCUUGUGCACAGGAGAUCGGGUGCAAGACGGCGGGCCGAGGCCCCCCGUCCGAGGAGGAGGUCGAACUUGUGCCGCCAGAGUACAUUCGAAGUGCAGCACAACCGCUCAAAAACAGCGGCGCGUGCCACGAUAUUCCCAUGGGCGACAAGUUUAUCCAGCUUGGCAAGUUUCGAAUUGCGGACAUUGAUGGGAGGCACCUAUCAAUCUCGCAUCAGGACCCGAACAUGUCAAGAGAGCGUGCUUUAGCAUGA
This is a messenger RNA of Symbiodinium natans, 474 nucleotides long. NCBI's taxonomy places the organism in Eukaryota, Dinophyceae, Suessiales, Symbiodiniaceae. The record is from the annotation of a GenBank genome assembly.